This is a messenger RNA of Torulaspora delbrueckii, 1113 nucleotides long. RefSeq names its product cruciform cutting endonuclease (gene CCE1). The record is from RefSeq and is a predicted model, not a curated record. Gene Ontology annotation, molecular function: flap-structured DNA binding; crossed form four-way junction DNA binding; Y-form DNA binding. The transcript has a single exon. Lineage: Eukaryota; Fungi; Ascomycota; Saccharomycetes; Saccharomycetales; Saccharomycetaceae. Bases 1 to 1113 code for a protein of 370 amino acids. Gene Ontology annotation, cellular component: mitochondrion.
AUGCCAAAACCUGGGCCCGCGACAAGGAACGGUAUUAAAGCUCUAGAUUUAUAUUGUCGAAAGACAAACGCCCGCAAUUUGAAGCGGCUGUCAUUGUCAAUUGGAGCUGCUCUUGGGACUAACAAGAGCAUUCUGAGAGAAAAUAUUCUGAGUCAAGCUGCAGCGCUUGAAGAACUUAGGUAUAGACGGCAGAAAAAUGGGACGGUUUCAGUUCUGUCCAUAGAUGCCGGGAUUUCUAAUUUUGCCUUCACAAGGUUCUCUUGGCCGCUUAAUCAAGAGCUGCCCUCGUUGAUAGAUUGGAAGAAGAUUCAAUUGAGGGAUAAGUUCAUGAGCCCAGGCCGCAAAGAGAUGAGCCUACAUCCUGAAGAUACUUCCCAGGUUAUUUAUGAGCUGACUGAAUAUUUAACGACAGAACUUCCCUUACCUGAUGUUUUCACCAUCGAAAGACAAAGAGCCAGAUCCAUGUCCUCUAGGACUAUAUUGGAGCCCAUUCUGAAGGUCAAUAUAUUAGAACAAGUACUUUUCUCCAAUCUUAGGUGCAAGGCAAGGCUGGCAUCGGGCUCGGAAGGCAACUAUCUAGUGGCAUCCUCCGAUCCACAGCGAAUGACAUCCUACUGGUGCAGUCUCACACCUAUCAGAAAGCCUCUAGGUCAGAAUUUCCCCAAGGGAUCUGAAGAGGCACAGAUGAAGAUGUCGUCAAAUAGACUGUCAAAGUCGAUCAAAAUCAACUUAGUUAAAAGAAUUCUCGAGGGCGCACUGGGGUACGAACCACGAAAACUGAUUAGUCUGACACCCAGUUGGGAACAGAGAUUGAGGAGUUUUAUCACAGGUAAUCACAAAUUCAAGCUUUGGGACUGCGCUGUCCUAGGACCAGAUGCCGGUGUUAGAAAAGAUGACGACCUAGCCGACUCUUUUUUACAUGGCUUAGCUUGGAUGGAGUGGCUCAGAGCCUACGAAGAAGUUUUUAACAUUGUGAUGAAGGAACAGGGUAGUUACGAUCAAAAUGUCCUAGCAGAUUUCAAUGAUUAUUGCAAGAACAAAAAACUGGAGUUAGAAAAAUUUCAAAAAGGUACUAGUGACAAUCUUACAGAUCUAGAGCUUGAAGAAAAGUAG